AUUUCCAGCAGACGGGUUCAUGAGAUCGCAACUCCGCUGCUAGACGUCGACACCUCACCACGAGGCUUGCCGUAGCCCUUCCGCGUGCACCAGUUCCUCCCUCUGCUGACGCCGACAGACGGUUUCUGGCUGUCAUCCUCUCCUUUCCCAGGUGUCCUUCGCUUAAAAGGCACGCCGCCAGCAGCAACCACUCCCUCUUGGGAGCUCUACAGCACCAUGUCCAAAACCACUCUUGCCCUCAUCGCAGCUGCCAGCGCCGGUGCUGGUGCUGCUGUUACCGCGGGCAUGUACUCGUUACGAUCGCAGUCAGAGCGUAAGCUCGACACAAAGACCAUCUCAACCACCACAACCACCGUCUCGACCUCGCCCUCCGCUGUACCUGCUCCCGUCCCGAUUCCGGCCAAGCAGGUCUUUACGCCUCCGAACCAGCAGAUGCUUUCGACCUCUUCGCCUUCCGUCCUCAGCACGGCUCCUGUCGACCCCGCAGGUCUCUUUGACUACGGCUUCCCUGGCCCCGUCUCCGAUAUUGCAUCCAGAGAAGCCCUCGUCUCCUCGUUCGACAGGAGAACCCGCAAUCCUCACUGGGUAGUCGAGCACAUCACCCCAGCCUCGCUCGCACAAAGAGGCGGCGACAGGCAACACAGCACAUUCCUCGAGGAUGACGGUGUGCCUGAAAAGUUCCGCGCCAAGCUCAAGGACUAUUACCGCUCUGGCUUCGACCGUGGCCAUCAGGUGCCUGCUGCCGACUGCAAGUGGAGCCAGAAAGCCAUGGAUGAGACCUUCUUCCUCACCAACAUGAGCCCCCAGGUCGGCGAGGGCUUCAAUCGCGAUUACUGGGCGCACUUCGAGGACUUCUGCAGGCGCCUGACCACGCGUUAUCCGAGCGUCCGCAUCGUCACGGGACCGCUGUACCUGCCUAAGCGCGAUCCAGUCGACAACAAGUGGUACGUCAAGUACGAGAUGAUCGGCAACCCGCCCAACGUCGCGGUCCCGACACACUUUUACAAGGUCAUCUUUGCCGAGGACGGCCGCACGGGCGGCAACGUCGCCAUUGGCGCCUUUGUCCUGCCCAACGCCGUCAUCCCCAACGAGAAGCCCAUCACCGACUUCGAGGUACCGCUCGAGGCCGUCGAGCGCGCCAGCGGACUCGAGUUCGCCACCAAGCUGCCCAUGACACGGCGCAGGAGGCUCUGCGCCGACACGACGUGCGCUCUGGUCAUCAAGGAUUAUGCCGCCAGGCAGAAGGCUUUUGUCAAGAAAUGAGCACACACCGCCACUGCGCGUUCAGUGAGCCUUCCUUUCUGAAGCGUGUAUUCCGUCUUGGGGUCGAUAUCGCAUUCUGGCGUUCUUUUUGCAUGGGAUAGACUGGAGUUCCUUAAUACUCCUUGGGUAUUCUCGUUGUCGACAAGUCCAGCACAGGCCUCUGGGGAGGACGUUUCUAGCCACGAGCAUGGUCAUUCAUCGUUUGAGCACAAUCUGGUACUUCUGAUUUAGGUCAGCCGACCUCUCGCCGCGCUGCAUUCACGAUACAUGAUUUGCUGUACAUGUUGGGCACUGCACGAUUCACACGAUACUUGGGAUAUUGACGCUGGGAAGGAACAGGCAUUCAUCAAGAAUGUAACUUUGCAUAUAGGCCUGGAAGGCGCUUUGUUUUAUUUUCCUGCGCGCCCGUAGAUAGCAUCCACACACAGUUGACAGCAUUUACACAUAUGUUCAUGCAUGAAG
Microdochium trichocladiopsis is the source of this 1725-nucleotide messenger RNA. RefSeq lists its product as uncharacterized. Gene Ontology annotation, biological process: apoptotic DNA fragmentation. The transcript has a single exon. NCBI's taxonomy places the organism in Eukaryota, Fungi, Ascomycota, Sordariomycetes, Xylariales, Microdochiaceae. Bases 217 to 1263 code for a protein of 348 amino acids. Gene Ontology annotation, molecular function: RNA endonuclease activity; nucleic acid binding; metal ion binding. Gene Ontology annotation, cellular component: mitochondrial inner membrane; nucleus. The record is from RefSeq and is a predicted model, not a curated record.